Purpureocillium lilacinum is the source of this 2496-nucleotide messenger RNA. RefSeq lists its product as uncharacterized. Lineage: Eukaryota; Fungi; Ascomycota; Sordariomycetes; Hypocreales; Ophiocordycipitaceae. The record is from RefSeq and is a predicted model, not a curated record. Gene Ontology annotation, molecular function: protein binding.
AUGGGCCCCAAUGUUGGAAACGGCAUGAUCGGGAUGGAGAUGGGCAUGGGAAUGCACCCCAACGGUGCCAACCAGCCCCAGGCCACCGAGUACACGCUCCAGGGCGUCAUGCGGUUUCUACAGACCGAAUGGCACCGUCACGAGCGCGAUCGCAAUGCCUGGGAGAUUGAGAAGCAGGAAAUGAAGGGCCGCAUCGCCAGCCUCGAAGGCCAGGCUCGCCGCGCCGAUGCCACGCAAAAGGCGCUCAAGAAAUACGUGUCCAUCCUCGAGCGCAAGGUCAAGGAGCAGGCCGCGCAGAUCAAGGGCACGCCCGUCAAGAACGACGAUGCGACGAGCGAACGCGCCGCUAAGAUCCAGGAGAAGCUUAGAUCAUCCUUGGACAAGCAUUCGGUGCCUGGAGCCGACGAGGACGUCCAGGUCCCCAGAUCCGACGACGACACGCAACGAAACGACCUCAAGACUUAUCUCGACCAAUGUCAGGCGGAGUUCAUGUACCUCAUGGUCACUCCCGCGAACCCCCAGCCGCCCCGCGAGUCGCCGCCGCUGCCGAUGAUCGAGGACCUCCGAGAAGCCGAAGGGUUUGGCAUGCCCGGCCCGCAACCGAUGGAGCGGCAAUUUCAGCUCCAGCGGCCGGCUCCAAGCCACGGUCAAGACAUGAACGCGAUGAACGCGCGCGCGCACCAGGUCCCCAACGCCCUAUCGCAGAUGCAGCAACAGUCUCAGGGUUAUGCCAAGCCCGACAUGCAGCCUCAGCCGAUGAUGCGAGCCGCCAACGAACAACAGGCCGCCAUGUUCUCUAGCUCUAAUGACUGGCAAGGCCCGGUUUCUGUGACGACGCGCUCCAUUGACGAGAACAUGCCGGGACCAAAUCACGCUGCUGAAGCGCUCGGCGGCGUUGACGAUUCUGCCGAGCUGAGAGAAAAGCCUCCUGCUGCCCCUGAGCCCGAUGGUUGGGAAUUCCCCGAAGGUGCAUUCCCCGAGCCGGGCACAGCCCAGCAGCAAUCGUCUGCGCCUUCGGCGACAAACCGACCCGACACGGACGCGUUCCCGAACGCCGAAUACCUGCCCAAAUCGCCGAACCGAGUCCCCAGCGGUCAUCGAAGAAAGAGCUCAAUGUCUAGGAGACGGAGCGGCGAGCAUGAGCUGGCCCUAAACGCCGGUCAAAAGGCCGACGGCAGCACCUUCAAGCUGCGGUUCGGACUGCGCGGCCAUCUCGAUACCGUGCGGACGGUGAUCUUCUCGGGCGGCGGCAGCCCGGGAGAGCCUGAGAUUUGCACGGCCGGCGACGACGGCAUGAUCAAGCGCUUCCACAUCCCGCGCCUCGACAGCCACGCCGGGUCACUCAAUGCCGCAUCGGACCUCGACGUCAUUGCCAAUUUCACACACCGCGGGCAUACCGGCUCCGUCUUGUCGUUGACGUCGUGGUCACCGUCUCCCAACUUUUCUACCGGCGGCCGCGCGCAAGGCGAUGGAUGGAUAUUCUCCGGAGGCCAGGACGCGACGAUCCGAGUCUGGGAACGCGGGCGUGUGGACCCCAAGGCGACGCUAGAGGGCCACACCGACGCUGUUUGGGCGCUCUGUGUCCUGCCUACAACCUUGGGCAACGUCUUUGGCAACUCCAGCCACUACGGCAGCGCGGACCGGAUACUCCUCGUUUCCGGGGCGGCAGACGGGACGGUGCGGCUCUGGUCCGUCAGCGCCCCUCCGCAGCUCAGCUCUCCGCAGCCUGGGUCGAACCGGAGCAUGUCUGGGCGCGGCGGGCGCGUCCGCGGCAACUCGAUGAGUUCCGGCAGCGGCUUCUCCAAUUCUCCCCAGCCGACGGUGUCGUCCAACUCGCCCUUCCACCACACGCUGGUGCAUGUCAUCUCGAGGUCGGAUGGCUCUCAGGCUAGCCCCACGUGCAUCACACCACUCGGCAGCUCUGGCGAGACGUUUGUGGUCGCAUACGCCGAUGCCGCCGUCGUCGUCUACGACACGAGGAGCGGUGAGCAGGUGGGCCAGAUGGACAGCAUGGAGACGUCGGACGGGUCGAUGAAGACGGGCGUCAACGCGGUCGUUGCGACGACGAUCGGGCUGGAUCAAGGAAGCCCACACCAUCCCAACACCAUUGGCGGUGAGGACGAGGCCGGGGCCGGGGGGCCGACGGGCGGACGGUCGAUGGCGGGGUCGGGCGUGGAGGGGACAAUCAUCUCUGGGCACGAAGACCGUUUUAUCCGGUUCUUCGACGCCAACAGCGGGCAAUGCACGUACAACAUGCUGGCGCAUCCCGACGCCAUCUCGAGCUUGUCGCUGAGCCCCGACGGGCGAGAGCUGGUGAGCGCCGGACACGACGCGUCGCUGCGGUUCUGGAGCCUGGAGAAGCGGUCAUGCACGCAGGAGAUGACGAGCCACCGGGUGAUGCGGGGCGAAGGAGUGUGCUCUUGCGUCUGGAGCCAGGACGGCAAGUGGGUGGUGAGCGGCGGAGGCGACGGCGUGGUGAAGGUGUUUGCGCGAUAG